Messenger RNA from Trichophyton rubrum CBS 118892, 1744 nucleotides. RefSeq lists its product as uncharacterized. The record is from RefSeq and is a predicted model, not a curated record. Gene Ontology annotation, cellular component: cytoplasm. The transcript is spliced from 7 exons. Lineage: Eukaryota; Fungi; Ascomycota; Eurotiomycetes; Onygenales; Arthrodermataceae. Bases 1 to 1278 code for a protein of 425 amino acids. Gene Ontology annotation, molecular function: arginyl-tRNA--protein transferase activity. Gene Ontology annotation, biological process: protein arginylation.
AUGGCAGACCUCAAGAUGACGGAGAUGUCCUACUUCUCGCCCAUGGGCUACCAGAGAAACACUUGCGGAUACUGCAAAAAGGCAGAAGGCAGCGCAAGUUACUACGCAUCCUCCACUGCCGUCCGCGUCGAGGAGUACGAGGCCCUCAUGGACCGCGGAUGGCGCAGGUCCGGAUCUCUCUACUACAAGCCCAACCUCGCCCGCUCCUGCUGCCCUCAUUACACCAUAAGGCUUGAUCCGAGCCAAUAUAAACCCCGCCGAGACCAGAGAAGGGCGCUGAAUAGAUGGACGGCGUUCGUCCUGGGUGCAGAGUACGCCCAUGCAGCAGCACGUCUGUGUCCUCGAUCAAGGCAAGAGAAAAAAAGACAUAAUCAGACAUUUGAUCUCGGCCAGCGGGUGCAUGAGAUGGAGUACCCUUCCCUGCCCAGGCCUGUCAACCCGCUUACCAAGAGGACCAUCGAGCCAGCGCACAAGUUUGAAAUCAACCUCGAAUCAGACUCGUUUUCAGUAGCCAAGUUCGAGCUGUUCCUGAGGUAUCAGACCACCAUACAUAAAGAGCACGAGUCGCGCUGGAAACACUCGGAUUUCAAGCGUUUCUUGUGCUCCGGCAUCAAACAGAAGACAGUCAAACAUACCGUUACCCAGGAAGACGGAAGCACCACUACAGUUGAGCGGAAGCUGGGAUCGUACCAUCAAUGCUAUCGUCUUGAUGGAAGCUGGUUGCCGUGGCGGUGCUGGACUUGCUCCCUCACUCCGUCAGUUCGGUGUAUAUCUUGUACGUUUUGGCCUGCCUCUAGCCAUGGUUUAUAUGCUGACCUUGAUAGCUAUGACCCCGAGUACGAAAAGUUUGAGCUGGGCAAGAUAAGUGCCAUGAGAGAGAUCGCGUUGACGCAAGAGAUGCAUUUCCAGCAUUACUACAUGGGAUAUUAUAUCCAUUCAUGUCCUAAGAUGCGGUACAAAGGCACUUUCAGACCACAGUACAUACAGGACCCUGAGACGUUCGAAUGGCACUCUCUAGAUGACGUAUUUGCCCCAAAACUAGACAACCAACGCUAUUUCUCAACUUCAGGCCAGCAAGUACCUGAUGUCUACGAGGAUAUACCGGAUGAAGACGCCAUGUCGUUAUUUGAUCUGCACAUGCCAGGCGUCUUGACAGUGGAGCAGCUAAAGUCUACCGUCGACCUUGACCAUUGGAAUCUACUCAUUCGCGGCAUGCUCGUUGAGAUGAUAGUACGUUAUCAAUUCUCUUCUCCUCUUUACGUCCAAGUCUCAUACUAACGGUACAGGACCUCGUUGGGUGGGAAACGUCGAGCGUCAAGAACCCACAGGCUAUCAAAGGUAUCGUUGCUGAGCUUGCUGCUACGUUGGGCCCAGAGGUAGUCAAGAACUCAGCCGUCGUCAUGUUCCAGAGCUGACACUACGCCAUUUUCCUUUGCAUACAACUUCGACUUGGAUCUCGAUUGUUACAUAGCCGACGAUCUAUAAAUAGUUAGUGUUAGCCGCGAGCGGGGCAAUUUUUAAGCGCAGCCGCCGGCACGUGAGUCAAGCUUCGGCAAAGCAAUCAGUUUCGCCUUUUUCUUGACAUUUUUAUCUUAUUCCUCUGGAUAAUAUCUCAUCAUUCAAUACAUCUGUCUGCUUGGAGGUGUUGGUAUUUCGGCCUUGUAUAGUUUAUUAAUGGCACAUCCAGGCAGACAGCCAUCUCCCGGCGGGACGGCCUUCGCACCCGGGUACAUCGAAAAACACC